GAUGAAGGAGAAGAUAGAGCAGAUGAACAGAGAGAUAUCAUCACUUUCAGACACAAUCAGAGCCAUAGAGGGGGAGCUGAAAGAUGAAGACAUCUCAUUCCUGCAGAACUUCAAGACCAUGAAGGAAAGAGCCCAGUGCACAAUGCCAGAUCCACAGCUGGUGUCAGGGGUGCUGAUAGACGUGGCCAAACACCUGGGCAACCUGAAGUUCAGAGUCUGGGAGAAGAUGCAGGGGAUCAUCAAACACACUCCUGUGAUUCUGGACCCCAACACUGCAUCCUCCUGGCUCUCUCUGUCUGAUGAUAUGACCAGUGUGAGUCAGACUGGCCCAAUGCAGCAGCUCCCUGACAACCCAGAGAGAUUCAUGAAGUACGCAACUGUUCUGGGCUCUGAGGGGUUCAGCUCAGGUAAACACAGCUGGGAGGUGGAGGUGGGGGACCAUCCUCUCUGGAUUAUGGGCGUGGCUAAAGAGUCAACUGACAGGAUGGGGAAGGUGAGUUCAUCACCAAAGUGUGGAAUCUGGGCUAUACGGCUGGAUAGUGGUAAGUAUGGUAAUGGAAGGGGAGAGACCCUCCUCCUAAAGAGGACACCCCAGAGGAUCAGAGUGCAGCUGGACUACGACCAGGGGGAGGUGUCCUUCUACAACUCCAAAGACAUGACACUCAUCUCCACUCUUAAAGACACAUUCACUGAGACUCUCUACCCAUACUUCUAUAUUGGACCAGCUGGUGAUGCCAAAAGCACUGCUGUACAGAUCUGCCAAUCAGAGGUGUCUCUGACAGUGAUGUCAUCCCAAUGAGGUUGUGUGUGUGUGUGUGUGUGUUUGUGUGUGUGUGUGACAGAGAGAGAGAAAGACAUGGGUCAACUAUACUAUACUAUACUAUACUUUUUCUUCUAAAUGUUCCUCAUCAGCAUCUUGCAGCCUUUUUCCACAAAUUCUCUGUCCCUCCCCAGGCUCACCAUCUAGUCAGUGAUGAACUAAUAUGGGCAGGGCCGUAACUACAUAUGAGGACACCUACAGCAGGUCCAGACCUCUGACAUGUUUUCUAAUGAAACACUCAGUCAAGGUCUCAACUUACUGUUGAGAGUUAGAAUAGUAGAAUACACAAGGUGACAUUUAAUAACUUCCUGUUGAGAG
Messenger RNA from Salvelinus sp. IW2-2015, 1138 nucleotides. RefSeq names its product E3 ubiquitin-protein ligase TRIM35-like. The record is from RefSeq and is a predicted model, not a curated record. Gene Ontology annotation, cellular component: cytoplasm. Lineage: Eukaryota; Metazoa; Chordata; Actinopteri; Salmoniformes; Salmonidae. Gene Ontology annotation, molecular function: ubiquitin protein ligase activity; protein binding. Gene Ontology annotation, biological process: protein ubiquitination.